Molecule: messenger RNA, 1152 nt
Organism: Lingula anatina
Lineage: Eukaryota; Metazoa; Brachiopoda; Lingulata; Lingulida; Lingulidae
Source: RefSeq, a predicted model, not a curated record
ACGAGCUCUUCUUAUUGUGCGCUACAGCAACUCAUUAGAAGAAAGGAAAUUGAAAGAAGAAGCACUUUAGACAUAAUGUUGGACAUGAAGCCGAUUUAUUCUAUAUUUUGGUCAUUUUUAGUUUGUUUAAUGUUUACUGUAGUUAGCGGUCUCAACGCUAUUCCUCGUCAGCCGGUAUCAAAAGAAAAUUGUCAGCCAAUCCUGGAGUAUUAUGAUGAGGGAAUAGGCCGAUGUGCCAGAUGUAAGGCCGAGUACGACUACGCCAGUAACGCAAACGUCAGCAUAAUCAAGGCUUGUGAAGUCUUUGUCACCGCCUGCAUCACCCAUCACUGCCCUUCCCUCUGUGACCCAGAGAUUUCAACUCCAUCAAGGCCCACCGAUGUUCCCUCGACCCAGGCGGAGGCGGUGUCUGAGGGGCCGGCUGCCUCUGGCCAAAAUAUCACAAUUCCACAGUCCAAAGCAUGUAGUCGGGACGAAGUGUUGACUCACGGGCUGAUUUUCUCGGCAGGGUUUUUAGGGGGACUUGCGCUUGCACUUACAGCUGUAGCCGUGAUCAUCUUUUUGCGGAGAAAAAAAGCAAACGUGUGUGGUCCCAGGUGUCACAGACGCGGCCAUCAGCAGUGUCGUCCUCAUAUCGUAGCAGUCCCAACUGACCAUCAAGUCCCUCAAUCUCACGAGAUGACCACACCAAUGAUUCCAGUCACAGAGCAGACCACGCCCAUGAUGCCAGUCAAAGAGCAGACCACGCCCCUGGUGUCAGACACAGAGCAGACCACGCCCAUGAUGCCAGUCACAGAACAGAAUGAGUGACAAUGAUGAAUCCAGGUUACAAAAGGGGAGGGCCCGGCUGUGAUAGGGGCGGCUUCAGAAUGCUAAGCAACAUUCCAUAACCAUUUUGUCUUGUCAUAGCUUCGUCAGCUUGAAAAUCAUACUUUGAUCCAUAGAAAGCUGAAUAUAAGCUUUUGUUGUGUCUUCAUUUUUUCAAGCAAAGCUAUUCACGAACAAAAACUUUGUGAAAUGUUUUUAUUUCAUGUUGUCUGUGUUGCGGUGGUAUUUAAUGGCAGUGUAUAUUUUUAUUCGCAUGUUUUUUGUCAAGCUGUCCUAUUAUGGGCCAUCCAUUUGGUUCAUUUUCACAAGUCUAUGUAGACUUAU